Messenger RNA from Hyphopichia burtonii NRRL Y-1933, 1095 nucleotides. RefSeq lists its product as uncharacterized. The transcript has a single exon. The coding region runs from base 1 to 1095 and encodes 364 amino acids. Gene Ontology annotation, biological process: rRNA processing. NCBI's taxonomy places the organism in Eukaryota, Fungi, Ascomycota, Pichiomycetes, Serinales, Debaryomycetaceae. Gene Ontology annotation, cellular component: nucleus. The record is from RefSeq and is a predicted model, not a curated record.
AUGGGAUCAAAGAAGAAGAAGACCGAAAAGCAAAAGGAUUUUGUUAAAACAAAGUUGAAAGUCGGUAAAACAAAGGCAAAACCAGAUAAUUAUACCGAUACUUCAUUCGUUGCAAAAUCGAUUUCACUUCCAAAUCAGUCGUUAAACCAAAGAACUAAAAGUAGUUCUACUCCAAUUACACUGCCAGGUCCCAGUGAGGAUAUAGAUCUUUCGCACCACUUAUCGCUUACCAAACAUCACUCAUCCAAUACUAGGAAAGAAGUACUUGGAUAUAUCGAAUCCCAUCUUCCAACUAAUCCAUCAGCUUAUAAAGCAAUAAUCGCCAGCAUAACUCCAUUAAUUACCGAUGAAUCAUUAAAUGUUCGUCAAGCAGUAAUCCUGUUACUCAAUGCAUGUGUCACUCGCCAACCAGGACUUUUAGCUUUACAUAUCCGACCAAUUACUCUAUUCAUCCAUGCGGCCAUGUCUCAUAUCCAAUCAGACAUUCGUAAUACAUCGACCAAGUUUUUACAAGUUAUAAUAAACCACGCAUCCCAAGCAUUGAUACGAUCCUAUUUUAUUAAAACAUUGAAGAAUUACUUCACUUUAAUGGCAUGGACCCUUAAACAGGAUAAAAAAUCAGUGUCUUUAGCUAUUACAACUAGUUCAUCAAUUGGAGGAUCAACUAAAAAGGCUAGAAUUCACCAUUUGCAAAUAUUAAAAUCGUUCUUAGAAAAAUCACUUUGGGAAGAAAAUGAUCAAACAAGCCUGAUCAAUUGGGAUAAUAUUGUUAGUAUUCAUCCUCAAACUAAUAAAUACUUAUUACCAGAUACUCCACAAACUUAUUCAUCUUUAAAAUUAUUCAUACAAGAAAUUCCUAAACCAAUAACGAAUGAUGAAAUGGGUAAUGAUGAAGGGAAAUUCACUUUGGGAGAUUUAGAUCUGAUAACUACUGAAGAUCUUGAUACCAGAAGAAAGGUAUUAAUUGAUGUAUUUAUGGAACCAAUGGUUAAAAACUUGAAUAAUUUAGUGAAAGAAGGAGGUGAAGUUGGUAGAGAAGCCCAUUCAUGUCUUAAUUUAUUUGAUAAACUUAACGAAGAAUUAAAACCUAAAUAA